Molecule: messenger RNA, 2764 nt
Organism: Cololabis saira (Pacific saury)
Lineage: Eukaryota; Metazoa; Chordata; Actinopteri; Beloniformes; Belonidae
Gene: afap1
Product: actin filament associated protein 1
Exons: 16
Coding region: 1-2181 (726 amino acids)
Cellular component (GO): cytosol
Molecular function (GO): SH2 domain binding; SH3 domain binding
Source: RefSeq, a predicted model, not a curated record
AUGGAGGAGCUGGUGUGCGAGCUUCGCCUGUUCCUGGACCUGCUGGACAGGGAGUACCUGAGUGCCGGGGUCCGAGAGAAGAAGACGCACCUCUCCAACAUCCUCCACAGAGUCCUUGCAGACAAAGAGCCUUCGUUCAAGUCGGAGAUCCACAGCGGGCUCCCGUCGCCGCCGCAGAUGCCUCUUCCAGAGAUCCCCCACCCCUGGCUGGCUCCCAACAGCGCGCCUCCUCCGCUGCCCAGCUCCUCUCUCCCUGAAGGUUACUAUGAAGAAGCGGUCCCUUUGGGUCCAGGAAAGGCUCCUGAGUACAUCACCUCCAACUAUGACUCGGAUGCCAUGAGCAGCUCCUACGAGUCCUAUGAUGAGGAAGAGGAGGACGGGAAGGGACAGAAGAUGCGUCACCAGUGGCCGUCUGAAGAAGCAUCCAUGGAUCUCGUGAAAGACUCCCGGAUCUGUGCCUUUCUGUUACGCAAGAAACGCUUCGGCCAGUGGACCAAACUCCUCUGUGUCAUCAAAGACAACAAAUUACUGUGUUACAAGUCCUCCAAGGACCACACGCCCCAGAUGGAGCUGGUCCUGUCUGGAUGCAGCAUCACUCACAUUCCUAAAGACGGCAAGAAGAAGAAGCACGAACUAAAGAUUGUCCACCAGGGGGCGGACGCCCUGGUGCUGGCUGUGCACAGCAAAGAACAAGCCGAAGAGUGGCUCAAGGUGAUGAGAGAGGUGUGUUUGAACGGGAGCACGGACCUGGACGGAGCUGGAUCUGGUUCGCCCGUGCACAAACCCGAACUGGAGAAGAGAGCGUCGUGCGACAGGCCGAGCUCAGACGGGGAGGCGCCCCACGAGAACGGACACGGCGACGUCAAGGACCAAGGAAAAUCAAAGAAGAACUCGAAGUCUGAGCAAAAAUCCGGGACCGUGGGUAAGGGGGCCGGCAAGAAGAUCACUAAGAUCAUCGGGCUGGGGAAGAAGAAGCCCUCCAUGGACGAGCAGACCUCGUCUGCAGAGGAGGACGUCCCCAGCUGCGGCUACCUGAACGUGCUGUCCAACAACCGUUGGCGUGAGCGCUGGUGCCGCCUGAAGGACAACCAGCUGCUGCUCCACAAGGACCGGGACGAUCUGAAGAGCCACAUCGCCUCGCUGCCGCUGCGAGGCUGCGAGGUCAGCCCCGGCCUGGACCACAAGCACCCCUUCGCCUUCCGCCUGCUUCGCAACGGCCAAGAAGUGGCAGUCCUGGAGGCUUCCUCCUCUGAGGGGAUGGGUCGUUGGUUGGGGGUUCUACUGGCAGAGACCGGCUCCACCACCGACCCCGCCACCCUGCACUACGAUUACAUCGACGUGGAGACCACUGCCAACGUCAUCCAGCUGGCCAAGCAGUCCUUCUGCUUCACCAGUAAGCGUGCCAUCUCUCCCAACCCGUACCUGGACAACCCGGUCAACGGCUACGCCUGCCCGACUGGCAUGGCCCUGCACUACGACGACGUGCCCAUAAAAGGAAUGCUGAAGGGAAAGAAGGGAUCAACCACCAACGGACUGAUGUCCAAACUGAAGACGGACCCAAAGAAUCAGGCCAAGAAGACGGGCGCGGGCGCGACCAACGGCUCGGCAUCUGUGAAACGCAACGGCUCCAAUGCAGAACAGUGCAAAUACGGCAAGAACCGCGUGGAGGCCGACGCCAAGAGACUGCAGGGCAAAGAGGACGAGCUGAUGAAGAGGAAGCAGGACAUCCGGAACCAUCUGACCCAGCUGAAGAAGGAGAGGAGGGACCUGCGCUCAGCUGUGGAGGCGGCUGCCGGCAAGCGCUCCCUGGCCUCGCUGUCGGAGAAACUGAAGAAGGUGGAGGACGAGUGCAAGCAGAAGGAAGAUGAGCGGGUGAACCUGGAGCUGGAGCUGACGGAGGUGAAGGAGAGUCUGAAGAAGGCCCUGAACGGAGGCGUGACUCUGGGCCUCACCAUCGAGCCCAAGGCGGGCUCGUCCACCCUGCAGUCUCCGGCGAUGCUGCGACGGGCCCAGGAGUCCUCUCCCUUCUCCAGCUGCGACACCAGCGACACGGAGUCCUGCUCGCUGCCGGUGAACAGCGCGUCGCUGCUGCGCCGGCAGCAGGCCGGCCAGAAGCCCUCGCCCGUCCGAGGACACGUCUUGAGGAAGGCCAAGGAGUGGGAGCAGAAGAGCGGCACAUAAACCGUCCGGGGGCCUCUCAUCAGUCCGACUUUCACUUGUUUUUCUGCUGCAGAAACUGUGUAUAUAUUUAUUUAAAACUGUUACAGUCCAAGGAGCCCAGAACAGCACUCACAUGCGCUAAAGGCCGUAUCCUGUAAGCAGAUUUAAACCUGGGAGCUUCUGAGCGUGCUUCAGUGUGCUACGUUGUGUCUCGUCUGCUUCUUUAGUUCCUCUCUCUCUCAAAAUCACAUCCAGCGGUUUGAGUUUCAAAGAUUCCAGUCCAAGUAUUUAUUUGUAAAUGUUUCAAGGAAAUGCUGACUUCCCUUUGUUUAUUUAUGUUGAUAUAUUUAAAGUAUUUUUGUAGAAAUUGUGGCUCUCCACACAAACCCAGCUCCUGCAGGAAAAACACAAGGAACAGGAAACACAAACCAGCCGAUCAGUGACGCGGCUCAUCUCCAGGGUGUUUACAGAAGCACAAUUACUCCAGACUGGCAGGAAAUCAGUAAAGAUAGAUAGAAUAGAUAUGUGUUUAUUGUCCCCGUGGGGAAAUUUGUUUGCAGCAAAAGACAGACAUGGCAAUGUGACAAACAUAGCAUAAAACCAG